AUGUUUCGCCAACUCUUGCUGCUGGCGCUCUUGUGGCAGUUGCGCGGAGCGUGCUCAUCAUGGGACGGAAGGGAAUGCCGACGAUUGAUGAGCGCCCAACUCCUGUCGCGGUCGACAUUGGAGUACAAGUGCGAUUUUCCAAUAUUCCUGGUUGAUUCCAAGAUUCUAAAGAAGGAUCCAAUGACGGUUCUCACAAUGAAAAUGAGGGAGUACUGCCCGAGGUCUUGCUGUCUGACGACCACCACGACGACCACCACCACCACCACCGAAAAGCCGAAAUCGCCGGCGGAGAAGUUUGACGAUAUUCUGAACGCUGAUCAGAAUUUCAAAUCGCUGCUUCUGAAUUUAGGAGUUGAGAUUGAUCCUGACAAUGGGCUCAAACGCUAUGAGAAAUACGCCAACGUAAAGGAUCAGGUGGAUAUCCAUAAUGAGAUGUUUGCGACUGGCAAAUCGAGCUUCAAAAUGAAGGCCAACAAGUUUUCCGUAUCGCUACCCGAUGAAAUCGCGCCUUUGACUUUAGACGUCUCCGCGCUAACGCCAAUUCAAACCGAUUCGAUACCGAGAACGAAGCGCGCUUCCGGCGAUUCGAGCGUUGAUUGGAGGCGCCUUAUGAAGCCGGUCACCAAUCAAUACGAUUGCGGUGGCUGCUGGGCGUUUUCGAUGGUCGCCAUGAUUGAAGCGUUCUUCGCCAUACGCAAUUAUACGAUUCCGAGCUUAUCGAUUCAGCAGCUUCUCACUUGCGACACCGACAUUGAGCCGACGUGGGGCGUCGCGAACAUCGGAUGUCGCGGAGGGUAUUUCCAGGUCGCCGCGUGGUAUUUGAAGAACCGCGCCGAAAGGUCCGCAGAUGAUAUUCCGUUUGAUUUGGAGGACACUUCUUGUGACGCUGACACGUUUGCACCAGUGACACCAAAAAUUCUGACGUUUGACACAGGAUUCAUCAGCAAGCCGAACGACAUCGAAGAAUUGGAGAGGCGAAUGGAAGACAGAGUGCGACGGGGUCCGAUUUCCGUUGGGAUGGCGGUUAGCGAUGACAUAUAUAGUUAUGCGGAAGGAAUCUAUGACGGCGAGUGCGGUUCAACGAUCAAUCAUGCUGUUGUGAUAGUGGGCUUCACGAUGGAUUAUUGGAUUAUUCGAAAUAGUUGGGGAGAGGAUUGGGGAGAGAAUGGAUAUAUGCGUUUGAAGAGGACCCCGGGCAAGGAUAAUUGUAAGCUUUAUCAAUAUUGGGCGCAGGCUUUGGAGGUUGGCGAGCAGGAGAAAUUUGUGCAGAAAGCUGUGAACCCAAUAGUGAAUCAUCAUGUUUCUACAAUGGUCCCUAAUAAGAAUCAAUGUGGUAUUGCUAUUUGUAACGUCUGUGCAGGAGACUGCGAUGAUGAUGAUGAUGAGGAUGAUGAGCUUGACGACGAAAUUGACGAUGAAAGCUCGAUUACCAUAAAAUCGACAACGAGCAGCUCCACGACAUCGACAACUAAAAACGCUAUGCCAGUUCCUUCAGGAUAUCAUGCUGUUGGCCAGCAGCAACAACCUUCCUGCUUUACCAAGAUCCGGAUGGGAUUAAUGAUGGGUGCGAUGAUCGGAGGAGCGACAGGAGUUCUUCUCGGUGGUUUCAUGGGAUUCAGAAUGGGAUUGCGAGGAAAGGAGCUACUGAUCCAGACUGGAAAGACCGUAGCACAAUCAGGCGGAUCGUUCGGAGUAUUCAUGGGCGUCGCACAAGGUCUUCGCUGCUAA
This is a messenger RNA of Caenorhabditis bovis, 1728 nucleotides long. The record is from the annotation of a GenBank genome assembly. NCBI's taxonomy places the organism in Eukaryota, Metazoa, Nematoda, Chromadorea, Rhabditida, Rhabditidae.